AUGGCUACUCCUGAAGAAAAAAUCAUCUUGAAGAUUGCAAAGAAAUUUGACCUUGAAGACAAGCUGAAAAGUUUAAAAUAUACGAAAAUAGUGGAAGAUAGAGUAUUUUAUAGUAUUAAGCUCCGAUACUUCCUACUUUGGAUUCUCUAUACACAAAAUACUAAGUUUAAAGAUUUUAACAGGAUACUUAAAACCAUUAAUAAGGAAGUGGAAAAGUUAGAGGAGGAUAACCCCGGUCCUAGUUAUGGAGGUAUCCUUGAUAGAAUUAAGGACAUUACCAAUUUAAUGCCUUAUUUAUCCCAGAAUGGAGAACUUCUUUCAUUUCCUGAGCAUACUGAGUUAUUUCCAGACAUUACAGAUGAAUAUAUUGAGAACAUUUACCUAGAACAAUUACCUGAUAAAGAGACAAUUGAGAAGGUCCAAUCCCAUCUUAAUGUUAUCCAGACCUUGGCUAAAGAGUGGGAGAAUGAAUGAGAGAUUAGGCCAUACGGAUCCAUUUCAAAUGGGUUUUUAUUGAAAGGAUCAAGUGACUUCGAUUUAACUUGUGUUUUCAGUAAGAAAAUGAAGAAGCAUCCUUACUCUUACACAAAAUAACUUAUGCGACAUGUUGAAUUCAAAAUAUGGUGACAACAUGUGGAACUAUAUUUUGUCUCCAAGACUUUUCUUGUUAAAUACAACAUUACCUGACAACACAGAGAUUGAGAUCUCUUUUAACAACAUCACAGGGUUAUUAAAUAGUGAAUAUGUGAGAACUUUGGCUGAGAUAGACUCUAGAUUUCAUAAAUUGGGGUACUUCAUAAAGUAUUUCGUCAGCUCCAAGAACAUCUUUGAGUCUACUAGGAAACUUAAUUCCUUCAGUCUGAUCUGUAUGCUUAUUGUGUUCUUGCAAGAUCAGUGCGACCCUCCUGUCCUUCCUCGUAUUAUAGGCAAGAGUUCUUACUUAAAUAAAGAGCUGAGAUCUCCCUUCUACAUCAAAACAAUGGUAGGACCUUCAGAGAGACACAAGUUUGAAUACAAAGCAGGAGAGGCUAGUCUUGACCCUAACUUUGAAUUUGACCAUGAAGAAAUCAAAUCUUUCAUGGAUAGAGAAGUUAACCAAGAAUCUGUCUCUGUGCUGUUUAAAAGAUUCAUCCACUUUUACUUUGGUGGAGGAGGAUUCGAUCCUAUUCAUGAUGUUGUAAACACCAGAACUGGAAGAAUUGAGAAGAUCAGAAAGUUGAAUAGAGUCUUUGAAAAGAGAGUAUUGGAAAAAAUGGAGGAAGCAUGAAUCGCUGUAAUUGAUCCAUUUGAUACUUCAUAUUGCCCAUCAGCUAAUUUUGAGCUGAGAUCUUGAAUGACCAGCAGAUCUAUGGUAGGAAAAAUGUUGCAGUUUAUUAAAUAA
This is a messenger RNA of Moneuplotes crassus, 1381 nucleotides long. NCBI's taxonomy places the organism in Eukaryota, Ciliophora, Spirotrichea, Euplotida, Euplotidae. The record is from the annotation of a GenBank genome assembly.